GAGCUUCACGCAGAUUCAAUAUUCGCAGCUCUAGCAAGAGUGUAAGCCAUGAAAACACAUUUUCCAAUAUACCAGAAAGCCUAUUUUUACAUCAAAUCUAUCAAAGUAGUUCCUUCUACUACAUAAAAUAGUCUCUAUCGUGUCAGGUUCAAUGAAAGUUUCGAAUUAAAGAACUAACUUAACACCUUUACUUAAUACAUUUUUGAACAAUUUGGCAUUCUUCAUUGCUGUUUAUAUUACCCAUUAAUAGCCAGUUGGUAUAACUAUUUUGAAAGCAAUCUGGCUCCUGUGUUUACAGUUACUAGGACAUAUAUUACUGAGUGCAGAGAACGCAAGCUCUGUUCUAGAGACAUAGAUCUGAGAAAAUGUUUCUUUCACUGAUACUUUUUAUUACCUUUAACUCAAAUAUGCUGAGGCCUGCUGUGGGAAAAGAUGAAAUGCAAUGCAAGAUAUUCUGUUCUAACACCAAAAAGAGGGAAUACUUUCACAACUCAGCAUUGGAAUAUUCACCCAUACUAAACCUCCAAGGUAUCCAAGGACCUAAAGGAGAAAAAGGCUUUUCAGGAGAACCAGGGCCUAAAGGAGACUAUGGACCCAGGGGAAUGCCAGGAGUGAAGGGGGACAUGGGUUUACAAGGGUCACCUGGAUAUCCUGGACAUACUGGAAUGACGGGUCCACCUGGUCCCAGAGGAUUGCCAGGCAUAAAAGGAGAAAAGGGCGAGUCAAGUCUUCUGGGCGACAGUAGUGCCCUCUAUAGCAUCCAAGCCACUCCAAAGUCUGCCUUCUUUUCAGUGCUCUCUCUGCCUCUCAUUCAAAGGUUUGACAAUGCAGAUGUUGUGGUCAAGUUUGACAGAGUUCAUGUAAAUGAGGGACAAAACUACGACAAAGAUACAGGGGUUUUCACAUGCAAGCAUCCUGGGAUAUACGUCUUCCACUGUCACCUGUUGUCAUUGCGAGAGUACAUAGUUCAUGCCAAUAUUGCUGUAAACGGACGUCCUGUGGCUUGGUUGUGGGCUGACGGGCGUGAUGAAAUGGAACACUUCACAGCCAGCAAUACGAUGCUUCAGAGGUUGAGUGAAGGGGAUGUGGUGUAUGUGAAGCUGAUACGGAGCUCAAUUGGUGCUCAGGCCCUUCACAGCAGUUAUUCUACAUUUGGAGGUUAUCUGCUCUAUUCUGAUCCUCCAGCUCAACAUACGUAGUGAUAGCAACCAUAAUUUGAAACCCAAGCACAGCUACAAGUUUCCACCCAAUCAAUUUUAAUAUUAAGACAAGUCGUAAGAGCAGUGGGCACUAAU
Molecule: messenger RNA, 1295 nt
Organism: Lingula anatina
Lineage: Eukaryota; Metazoa; Brachiopoda; Lingulata; Lingulida; Lingulidae
Product: complement C1q-like protein 2
Molecular function (GO): protein binding
Source: RefSeq, a predicted model, not a curated record